AUGGCGCAGCCGGUCGGGCCGGCGGAGGAGCCGGUGGAGCCUGCAGCCGCUGUGGAGAUGACUGCUGUUGCUGCUAGAUGGGGUCUGGCACCCCUGCACGCCAACCACAGGCGGAAGAGAUCACAUCCGGGCGGCCGGAAGAAGGCGGCAGAGCGGUUUGCCGGGAAGACGCUGAUAUCAGCGCUGGAGUUGGUUGCGGUGCCGGCAGACCACUUUGUCGGCAAUGCGGACAUCAAAGAGCUGACGGCCUUGCGGCUGGACGAUCACCCCCUCAAUCCAUCCGGCUCUCGGGCCGAAACCUCGCGCCUAGAUAAGGGAUCCCGGAACAAAGGGAGCCUGUGCAGUCGGAACCCAUUGUUUGGGUCCGGGCCAGAGGAGGUGCCAAAGGGGGAGUUGUUCUGUUUCGAGGGGAGUGAGAGUGUUGCUGAGGAGAGUGAGAGUGUUGCUGAGGAGAGUGAGAGUGUUGCUGAGGAGAGUGAGAGUGUUGCUGAGGAGAGUGAGAGUGUUGCUGAGGAGAGUGAGAGUGUUGCUGAGGAGAGUGAGAGUGUUGCUGAGGAGAGUGAGAGUGUUGCUGAGGAGAGUGAGAGUGUUGCUGAGGAGAGUGAGAGUGUUGCUGAGGAGAGUGAGAGUGUUGCUGAGGAGAGUGAGAGUGUUGCUGAGGAGAGUGAGAGUGUUGCUGAGGAGAGUGAGAGUGUUGCUGAGGAGAGUGAGAGUGUUGCUGAGGAGAGUGAGAGUGUUGCUGAGGAGAGUGAGAGUGUUGCUGAGGAGAGUGAGAGUGUUGCUGAGGAGAGUGAGAGUGUUGCUGAGGAGAGUGAGAGUGUUGCUGAGGAGAGUGAGAGUGUUGCUGAGGAGAGUGAGAGUGUUGCUGAGGAGAGUGAGAGUGUUGCUGAGGAGAGUGAGAGUGUUGCUGAGGAGAGUGAGAGUGUUGCUGAGGAGAGUGAGAGUGUUGCUGAGGAGAGUGAGAGUGUUGCUGAGGAGAGUGAGAGUGUUGCUGAGGAGAGUGAGAGUGUUGCUGAGGAGAGUGAGAGUGUUGCUGAGGAGAGUGAGAGUGUUGCUGAGGAGAGUGAGAGUGUUGCUGAGGAGAGUGAGAGUGUUGCUGAGGAGAGUGAGAGUGUUGCUGAGGAGAGUGAGAGUGUUGCUGAGGAGAGUGAGAGUGUUGCUGAGGAGAGUGUUUUUGCUUUGGGAGGAGAGUGCCAUCAAGAUAACAGCCAUGGUAAGUGA
Messenger RNA from Schistocerca piceifrons (Central American locust), 1221 nucleotides. RefSeq names its product methyl-accepting chemotaxis protein 4-like. Gene Ontology annotation, biological process: signal transduction. NCBI's taxonomy places the organism in Eukaryota, Metazoa, Arthropoda, Insecta, Orthoptera, Acrididae. Bases 1 to 1221 code for a protein of 406 amino acids. The record is from RefSeq and is a predicted model, not a curated record. Gene Ontology annotation, cellular component: membrane. The transcript has 2 exons.